AUGUGGGAGGCCACUCACCAUCACCACUCGAAGGUGCAGGUGAUUCCUCCGCCUUCCUUGAAAUUCUAUCUUGGCUUCCACCUCUCAGUCUCCCCCUCAAACCUGUUCCCAGGUGCUAGGCGUGGUCAAGCCCAAAUUGCAAAAUUCAAUUAUCAUCCAAUAUUUCCAUCAGUGGGGAAUUCUUAUCGCGUCCCUGGAGGUCGGUUGCAUUUGGGAUCUGUUAUCUGUCGCCUUGUCUCGCCAGCUCUUUGGAGGCCUGUCUUUUUCCUUAACGGGUUUCGAUUCGUCCUUCUUUCGUUCCGCCGAACACGAUUUGGUGUCAUCUUCUUUUUAGCUGAACGGGGUGAUGCGGUGGCCGCUGUUCAGCACUCCCCCUCUCAACCAUCUCUUGUGCAUCUGCCAAAACUUCGUCAACUGUUCUCUUCCUACACCCUCCAACUUCCAUAUUGCUGUUCCUACAGCAAUCAGGUUGCGGCCAACUAA
Messenger RNA from Acanthosepion pharaonis, 483 nucleotides. NCBI's taxonomy places the organism in Eukaryota, Metazoa, Mollusca, Cephalopoda, Sepiida, Sepiidae. The record is from the annotation of a GenBank genome assembly.